UGAUAUCUUCUACUUUUCGAAUCUCUCAAAAUUUUUACGAGCGCUAUCACUUCCCCUUCUCUCUCUUCAAAAAACCCUUUUCUAGGGUUAGGGUUUUUUCUUCGGCCAUUAAUUAUAUCUUCUCAAUUUUAGGGUUAGGGCUUAUCUUGUACUGUUCUUAUUCUCUAGGGUUAGUUCAUCUAUUCUUUGAUUCGGUUUUUAGUCUGGGUUUCGGCGCUUGUGUUCGUUUCGUGGUUCUGGAUCUGUACUAGUGGUAAAUUGAUGGACUUAAGAAAGAGAGGGAGGCCCGAAGCUGGCUUCAACGCUAAUGGAGGAUUCAAGAAAUCUAAGCAUGAAAUGGACUCCUUAUCAACUGGUGUAGGAAGCAAAUCGAAGCCAUGCACCAAGUUUUUCAGUACGGCUGGCUGUCCGUUUGGUGAGAGCUGCCAUUUUCUGCACUAUGUUCCAGGUGGCUACAAUGCUGUAGCCCAGAUGAUGAAUUUGGGGCCAGCUGUCACUCCAGUUUCUAGAAACAUGGCAGCUGCACCAGCAGUUUCUAAUGGUUCUGCUCCACCUGCAGUUAAGAGUCGCAUGUGCAACAAAUAUAAUUCUGCUGAAGGUUGCAAGUUUGGGGAUAAAUGCCAUUUUGCACAUGGUGAGUGGGAACUUGGCAGGCCUAUUGCUCCCUCCCAUGAAGAUCCUCGUGCUAUUGGAGCCCUUCCAGGCCGUAUGGGUGGUCGGAUGGAACCCCCUUCACCUGGUCUUGCUGCUGGCUUUGGCGCCUCAGCCACUGCAAAAAUCAGUGUGGAAGCUUCCCUUGCUGGAGCAAUCAUUGGUAAAGGUGGUGUGAAUUCCAAGCAGAUCUGCCGCCAAACAGGAGCCAAGUUAUCCAUCAGGGAACAUGAGACGGAUCCUAAUCUCAGGAACAUCGAAUUUGAGGGAUCAUUUGAACAGAUUAAGCAAGCCAGCGCCAUGGUUUCAGACCUAAUCGCCAGUGUUAGUGCUGCAAAUGCCCCAGCAAAAUCCAUUGGAGUGGCUGGGGGUGGCCAUGCAGGAAGCAACUUCAAAACUAAGAUAUGUGAAAAUUUUAGCAAAGGGUCAUGCAGCUUUGGUCAAAGAUGCCACUUUGCUCAUGGAGCUGCUGAAUUACGCAAGUCAGGGAUGUGAUGAGGCCCAUCAGUUGUCGUAGUUAGUUGAGUGCACAUGCUGUUGUUCUAUCUUUUGUAUUAAUGAGAGCUCUGCUUAAAGGUGAUGGCUGUGCAAUGCUGCUAAGUGACAGCGAUGAAACCAUUAACUGAGUUUUUCUGCUUUUUUCUUUUUUGAGUUUAUUAGAUCUAUCAUAGCUAUAGUCACCCUUUUCUUCACUCGUUCCGAAUUUUUAGUGCUGUGCGUUAGCUUGUUUGUAUUUGACAUGGUAUUGUGUCCGUGGGAAGAAGAUUUUGUUCAACUCGCUAGAAAUCCUGCAAUUAGAACGUUUCGUUUCCUUUAA
This is a messenger RNA of Manihot esculenta (cassava), 1468 nucleotides long. Its product is annotated as zinc finger CCCH domain-containing protein 14. The transcript has 3 exons. The record is from RefSeq and is a predicted model, not a curated record. Bases 262 to 1146 code for a protein of 294 amino acids. NCBI's taxonomy places the organism in Eukaryota, Viridiplantae, Streptophyta, Magnoliopsida, Malpighiales, Euphorbiaceae. Gene Ontology annotation, molecular function: metal ion binding; mRNA binding.